UCAUGCACCGUUGCGCAUGCGCUACACUCUAGUCUGUUUUCAGCUGUUUUUACUGAUUUAUACGCGAUUUGACCCAAAAUCUCUGGACAACAGGCCGCUGGGGAGUAAACAACCAUCGCAAGCUGUUGUCCAACAAAGUUUCUCAAGGAUGAACUAUGGAGGACAACAAGAGUUCCAAUGACUCCCUGUCUGCAGAGGAGUACGUUCUAGUCCCUACCCCAGAACAUACCCAACAGAACAUGGAGGCUGCUGGGAAGUCAAGUGAGGAGCUUGGAUUGAAGAUUUGUGGGAAUGGAAAUGAGGAAGAGCUGCAGCAGCACCUGGAGGAGGUGCUCAGCGACCAAUCAGAAGACGACGGGUCCGUUCCGAGCAACAUCGAGAACCGACAGCGAGCCAGGAUGGCGUCCGGGAACAGUGAGGCCUCGGACACGACGGAGACCAUCAGUAACCGCCCUCGCGCCGAGACAGACUCCGCUGCCAAGAGCGGGACUGAAGCUGAGCUGGAGGAGAGUGAGAAGGCAGGGAAGGAAGCUCGCUUGCGCUCCACCUCAGAGCCCCCCACCCCCUGUGCAGACGAGGAGUGUGUGAUCUUUAACGGGGUGACGUACCUGGGCUGCUCCGCCGUGAACGCCCCCCGCAGCGAGAUGGAGGCCCAGCGCUGCAUGUCCAUCCUGCGCGAGUCCUCACAGAUGUCCAUCGACGUGGUCCUGUCUGUACCCACCACCUCCGAGGGAACUGUCAGGGUUCUGGAGCCAGACGGAGCUGAGAUCGCGCACUACCGCGUCCACCGUAUCCUGUUCUGCUGCCGCGGGAAACAGGAGACCAGGGAGAAGGACUGCUUCGCCUUCACCAGUAGUCAUGGCAACUCGGACCUGUUCCAGUGCCAUGUGUACAGGUGUCAGCUGCUGGAGGCUGUUCCCAAGAUCAUGUUCAGCUUUGCGCGAGCCUUCAAGGCUGUGCCCAAGUCACCCCGCAGCCUGGGCGUGUACGAACCCAGCGGAGACGACGAGGAUCUGUUCCGUUUCGACGUGACCUUGGAGGUCAAGGAGGAUGAUGGGAGGGCAACCUACAGUGCCGUGCCUCGGGACAAGCAGUUCUUCAAACUGAGGAAAGACCUUCAGAAGAAGAUCAACAUCAACGUGCAACAGCUCUCCAACGAGGACCUAACCAUCGAGCGGUGUUUUGGUCUGCUGCUAUGUCCAGGGAGGAAUGUGAAACACAGUGACAUGCACCUGCUGGACAUGGACUCGAUGGGGAACAGUGCGGAUGGCAAGUCUUACCUCAUCUCAGGCAACUGGAACCCUUCUGACCCACAGUUUGUGGUGCUCAACACAGAGACUCCAAAAAACACCCGAGUGUUCAUGACCAUCGCCAUUGACCUUGUGAUCACGGGGAUUCAGGAGCCGGUGAGGUUCGUGGUGGAGACCAAGGCUCAGAUCUACCCCUCCAGCGAGCGCUUCUGGUACUUCAGCAAGAAGACUUUCCACGAACAGUACAACCUCAGGCUCAAGCAGAUUGAGGGAAGCAGUCCGAAUGAGAAGCUGUAUGAAGUCCUGAGCCUGGAGAGUCAGUCGGAGAUCGACAGAAAAAAAGCGAGCAUGAACCUGCCGCUGUCCCCGGCCCGCAGCCCGCCCGCUGUCAUGCAAACCUCACCUACCCCGGCCACCCCUGCCAUCGAGGAGGAAGAUGAAAACGACGAGCCCCUGCUGAGUGGUUCAGGUGAUGUGAGUAAGGAGUGUGAAGGGGACAUCCUGGAGACAUGGGGAGACAUGCUGGCCAAGUGGAGACAGAACCUCAGCACCAGGCCUAAACAGCUGCACCAGCUCUGCAGGAAGGGUGUGCCCGAGGCUCUGAGGGGGGAGGUGUGGCAGCUGCUGUCUGGUUGCCAUGAGAACGGACCACAGAUGAUGGAGAACUACAGGGUCCUCAUCACCAAGGAGUCUCCUUGUGAGCAAGUUAUCCAGCGAGACAUCAACAGAACUUUCCCUGCUCACGAGUUCUUCAAGGACACGGGCAGCCUGGGUCAGGAGUCGCUGUACAAGAUCAGCAAGGCGUACUCCGUGUUUGAUGAGGAGAUCGGGUACUGCCAGGGGCUGUCUUUCCUGGCGGCAUCACUACUGCUUCAUAUGCCGGAGGAGCAGGCCUUCUGUGUGCUGGUGAAGGCCAUGUUUGACUACAACCUGAGGGACCUGUUCAAGGAAGACUUCAAGGAGCUGCACAUGAGGUUCUACGUGCUGGAGAGAUUGAUAGAGGACUACCUCCCGGAUCUGAACCAGCACUUUUUGAACAUGAACAUUGAGUCCCACAUGUACGCAUCUCAGUGGUUCCUCACACUCUUCACUGCCAAGUUUCCUCUCUACAUGGUCUUCCGCAUCAUCGACAUCUUUCUCAGUGAGGGUAUUGACGUGACCUACAACAUUGCGCUGGCCCUGCUGAAGACGUCCAGGAAGGACCUGUUGGCGCUGGACUUCGAGGGCGUGCUGAAGUACUUCCGUGUGCAGCUGCCCAAACUGUACCGCUCGGAGCAGAACGCACAGCAGCUGCUCAGGCUAGCCUGCUCCAUGAAGAUUAACCAGAAGAAGCUGAAGAAGCAUGAGAAGGACUACUACACCCUGAAGGAGCAGGAGAUGCAGCAGGAGGACCCAGUGGAGAGACUGCAGAGAGAAAACAAGCGGCUGAUGGAGGGGAACAUGCGGCUGGAACAGGAAAAUGAUGACCUCGCCUACGAGCUGGUUACCAGCAAGAUCUCCCUUAGAAAGGACCUGGAUGCGUCAGAAGACAAGGCUGACACCCUGAACAAGGAGCUGCUGGCGACCAAACAGAUGCUGGUGGAUGCUGAGGAGGAGAAGAAACGACUUGAAGUGGAGUCUACUCAGCUGAAGGACAUGUGUAGGAGAGAGCUGGAGCGAACAGAGAAGGAGAUCAACAGAAAUGCUACAAUCAUCGCAGACUACAAGCAGAUCUGUACCCAGCUAAGUGAGAGGCUGGAGCAUCAGCAGACUGCUGCCAAGGAGGAGCUGGCAAGAAUAAAGGGCCAAGUGAAGACAUGUGACAAGUGCUGCAAGCUGUUCACCGAGAACGGAGACGUCAAGAUAGAAGCCUUACCAGAGACACCAGAUGGCACAGAGAAUCCAGAUGUUCAGGCAGUGAAGAAGCAGCUGCGAGAAAUGGAGCUGGAGCUGGCACAGACCAAACUGCAGCUGGUGGAGGCGGAGUGUAAGAACCAGGACCUGGAGCACCAACUCAACGCCGCUCUGUCAGAGAUACAGGCCUCCAGAAACAGCUGGUUCCAGAAGACCCUCACAUCGAUCAAGGAAGUGACAAAGAAGGAUUCUUCUUCCUCCCCAAGGACGCCCACAUCAACUACAGCACCCAAAACUCCAACAUUAUAGUAGAGGAUGAAAUCAAACUUUUACCACAUCAACAACAACCUACAAAUGUUCAAACAUCAAAUGGUCAUGUUAAACAUUUGUAGGAUACCAUCAAAAGAGGAAACAUUUGUAUUCACAGUAAAUUUCCAUAACUUUAGGUACCUUCAAAUCAUAAUGUUUAUUGUGAUUUGAAGGUAAAACAGUUACUUCAAUUUUUUGUCAUUGUAGUUUCCUGCCUUUUCAACAUAAUAUUAUGUAACAACAAUAAUCAUCAU
Molecule: messenger RNA, 3646 nt
Organism: Branchiostoma belcheri (Belcher's lancelet)
Lineage: Eukaryota; Metazoa; Chordata; Leptocardii; Amphioxiformes; Branchiostomatidae
Product: rab GTPase-activating protein 1-like
Exons: 25
Coding region: 156-3392 (1078 amino acids)
Source: RefSeq, a predicted model, not a curated record